AUGGACACCGGCAACGAAGCGGCGGCGACCGCGGAGGCCGAGAUGCUGCGCACGCAAAGCACCUUCCAGCAUGGCGACGCGGCUUCUAUGGAGCCCACCUAUGGCGACGCGCAACUCGCUGAGAGCUCGAGCGAAGGCGAAGACGACGACGAGAGCAACAACCACCUGUACAUGAGUCUCGGUGCACAGUACGGCAUGGAGUUCAAGCUCGCGCGGAAGCAGAAGGAGCGGGCCUCUAUGAAUGCGAUUCUGAACCGGCACAAGAUGAACCACUCGUUCGGCGCGGGCGACGACCACAUCAAUGGCGUCUCGCUUGGGCCGGCGCGCCACUCGAUGGGCCACGAGAUGGGCGACUACGCGCGCAUGGACCGCGUGAGCAACUACAGCGCCGUCUCGACCGUUCGGCAGUCCAUGUGCAUGAUGCCCGUCAUGGAGUCGUUGCCCGAGCGCGACGGUUCGGAUGAUAUCCUCGAAGACUUUGACGGCUGGAUGCACAAGAAGGGCCAGCGCUUCAAGAGCUGGAAACUCCGGUACUUUCAGCUGUCGCAAAAGGAGAUCAAGUACAGCACCGAGCCAGGCGGCAAGCACAAGGGCGGCGGCGUCGUCCUCGGUGUCGAGUACCUCAAGAGCGUGCCCUUUGGUCUCACAAUCCGACUUGCACCCAACCGCGCGCUGUACGUCUACGCCGAGUCAACGGAUGAGCAAACAAGAGGACCGACCGUUCAGCUUCAAGCCCGAUACUCCCGGUCAUCGUGGGCGUCGCCCGUUGACUCGCUGCCCGAGCCGAUCCAUGUGCCCAUCGAGCUGCCACACGUGCAGUACGAGCCGCCUCCUGCGCAGUGCACGUCUCCUGAAGGGCAAUUUGAACCUCCCCAAGUGCAAUAUGAACUGCUUCAAGUGCAAUAUGAGCCUCCGCAAGUGCAACCUCAAGGCGUGGACGCCUCUUGCAGCGACGCGUCGCCGCAAGACGAAGAAGACGCGCCUGCCGCCGUCGACGAUGCGUCGCGGGACGACGCUGUUAUGCCCCAGAAACAAUCGAUUACGCUCGGAUCGAUGCCACAAGUGUCGUCCAACGUCUCGUCGACGUCGUCGGAGCGUCGCAUGAGCCACGCGAGGUCAUCGGCCGUGCAUCGCUUAUCGCAAAUCAGCAACCACAGCGGUAGCAUUCGUCUCGGUGGCAACGACGCCGAUGCGAUGGUAGAAGGCUGGCUCUUCAAGCAAGGUCGCAUUGUUAAAAGCUGGAAACAGCGGUACUUUCGGCUCCUCGACCACACGCUCAGCUACCGCGAGACACCCGCGUCGACGCACCUCCUCGGCCACGGUCGCGUCGUCGGCGUCGAGCGAAGCAACACGACGCACACGUUUGGCCUCACCAUCUCCCUCGACGGGAACCGGACGCUGCACGUGUACGCCGAGAAUGAAAUCGAGAUGCGCAAGUGGCUCCGCGCGCUCACAGCACUCGUACAAGCCAUACCACGCACAACUGGCGAGACGCUUUUCAAGCAGUCGCGGACCCACGGCGCGUUCCUCAAGAACUUUUCGGGCUGGAUGUCGAUUCCGUCCGGCUUGUUCAACGCGUCGCUCAAGCGCUGCUUCUUUACGCUCCAUGGUGCCGAGCUCACGCAGUCGGACGACGCGCCUGCCCUCGUGACGCGCACCGAUACCAUCCACCACGUCGUCGCGUGGUCGGGGAAACCCAAUGGACUCGAGUUCCACAUGCGCAGCAACAAGGUCUGGAAGACCGUGUGUCCAUCGCAGUCGGCUGCCGCGGCGUGGCUCGCAGCCAUCAACGACAACCUCAAGCGACAAGACUUUACGGUCGAGCGCUUCCUCAAGCGCUGCGUCGUGAAGGAGCUGCCGACCAUCAUGUGCGGCUGGGCGACGCAGAUCAACAACACGCCGCGAGGCAAAGGCAUCCGACAGUUCUAUGUCUUUGACACGCUGCAUCUGAGCGUUGCUUGUGACGUGGAUGCAAUUGUGCAGCCGAUCGAUGUCAUCACGCGCGUGACGCCGUCGUCGGUCGACUGCGCGUUUGAAGUACACUUUGUGUCCGAGCCAAUGCUCGUGCUGCAGUGCGACUCGGUCGACGGCCUCCGAAAUUGGCACCUUGUGAUCCGCACGUGCUUGAAGGAGCCCAUCCGACAGUCGUUCCGGUGUCCAUAG
Molecule: messenger RNA, 2163 nt
Organism: Saprolegnia parasitica CBS 223.65
Lineage: Eukaryota; Oomycota; Saprolegniomycetes; Saprolegniales; Saprolegniaceae
Exons: 2
Coding region: 1-2163 (720 amino acids)
Source: RefSeq, a predicted model, not a curated record